Molecule: messenger RNA, 345 nt
Organism: Peronospora belbahrii
Lineage: Eukaryota; Oomycota; Peronosporomycetes; Peronosporales; Peronosporaceae
Source: the annotation of a GenBank genome assembly
AUGUACAGGAUGUCAAUCCAAGAGAACACCAUCAUCUAUUCAUGCCAAACUUCAACUCUAGAUAGUUGUCCUGUAAUCCUACGGCUCUUAGUAAAAACGUCACUAAACCUAGACAAGUUCUAUAUAAUAAUGUCAGACGCAACCACCAAGAAGCUCAUGGAAGAAAUUGCUCGACUUGAGGCGGACCUAAAAACGCUUGAACCCUCUUGUACCACGUCUGAAGCUGCUAAAAAAGUCGCCGAGUAUUGUCAAAACACGCCAGAUCCAUUUCUUGGAGAAAACAACAGUGAGCCAAAUCCGUGGCACCACAGUGGACAGAGCAGUGGUAGUUGCAGCAUCCUGUAG